Osmia bicornis bicornis is the source of this 2158-nucleotide messenger RNA. RefSeq lists its product as uncharacterized. The record is from RefSeq and is a predicted model, not a curated record. NCBI's taxonomy places the organism in Eukaryota, Metazoa, Arthropoda, Insecta, Hymenoptera, Megachilidae. Bases 873 to 1802 code for a protein of 309 amino acids. The transcript is spliced from 3 exons.
ACUUUAAUUCAAAAUUAAAAUCUUUAAUUAAACUUUAAAAGCAUACAAAGACCUUGGAUGUAAUAUGUCUUUGAAGAUGUACAUUCUUACAUUCCCACCUGGACUUUUUUCCGCCAAAUCUCGGUGAUGUGAAUAAUGAACACGGAGAACGUUUCCACCGGAACAUUCGGACACUUCGGAUUCGUGUUCAGGACAAGAAGCUCUACAAAGAUCACCCAACGGACGUUGCAGAAGAUAAAAAAAGUUUUAAUUUGUUGCACAGUAUAAUUAUUGUGUCCUAAUAUAAAUAUGAUUGCUAUAUAUUGUGACCCUUUUCGCGGGGGUGCACUCUAUACAAUCGUAUACAAAAAUUUUGAAAUCCGUUGGGCGCUAGCCCCGUUCGCGUGGCGAUGGAAAAAGGGGAACAUCGGGGUUCUUCACAAUAAACGGGGACUCGUAGCUCGACCUCGGUCGGCCGUCACACACUACGCGGGGGAGUUCGCAGGAACGGGAAACUCUAGAGCUGGGAAUCUCAGGGUGGAAGGGUUCUAGGUAAGUUCUUACGUUAAGCUAGGUACAGACGCGUGCGCCGCGGCAGCAACGCGGCAUGGAACGAACGUAUUUGGGCGAAUAUUCGUUCGUUUGGACGAUAGUGCGAACAUGUCACGCGGCAAUACUGUAAUGCCGCGCAACGAACCAAUUUCUGUCAGUCUUUUGCGCGAACACAAAGGGAUUCCUUGCCGCAAUGUGGACGGUUUUCUUCGGGUUUGUCCAAAUACCGAAAACAAUAAACUGCUUUAUCCGCGCACGUUCUUUUAUUUCGGGAAAAGCGCAUCGGGUAUUUCGCAGCAUUGCGAAGUAUCAGUUAUUAGUUGGUGUGUAUUGAAAGUGUUAUGUUGAUAAUUGAUAUGGAGUGGACUGAAGAACAAAUGAUCAAAUUGAUUGAACAAUAUAGGAAAUUCGAAAAUCUGUGGAACCCUACUGACAUAAAUUAUUUUAAAAGAAAUGAAAAAGUUGAUGCGUGGGAGAAAGUAGGCAUCAAAAUUAACAGAUCGUCAGACGAUUGCAGGAAGAAAAUAGUUAGCCUGCUCUCCUCUUACCGAAGAGAAAAGUCGCGGACAAAGAUGUCCAUGAGAACAGGAAAAGGGGCAGCUGAGAUUUAUCGUAGCCGCUGGUUUGCGUAUGAUUCAUUAAAAUUUUUAGAAGACCGAGAUACACUGCGGGAAAGACUAGACACGGGGUCCCUAUCGACUGCGUUGACUGAUGGAAUUGCUGGGAAUAAAGAGGAUAUAGAUAAUGUGGGAGAUAGUUCCCAGGUGACGCCAAGUACGUCAGCUGGAGAAAUGAAAAGGACGGCAUUUGUCAAUCCGCGACCACCAAAGCGAAGAAGAGAAAGAGCUGACAAGGGUAUAGAACUAUUAAAAAGUGCUGUCAAUAUCUUGAAAAGUACAGCUGGCAGACUACAUGCGACGCCGACGGUAGCGGAUGCUGAAGUACAAUCAUUUUGUGCAUUCUUGUCGUCGAAAAUGAUGGGCUAUCCGCGCAAUACACGGCAACGAAUACAGCAUGAAAUCUAUGGUCUUCUCAUGAAAGCAGAUCUUGGACACUUUGAAACACAACCAACUCUUACUUCUCUUUCACCUAUGGUUUCUCAUACCUUACAGUCUUUUCCACAAUUUUCUUCCUCAGCACCACAAGUUACUCCUUCAAUGCAUAAUGAUUCCCAUCUAACUCCGCUCUAUUGUUCUCCUCCAUCCUUUGAAAGCCAUAAUUCUCCUACUCCUCCUGUUGCUAAAAAUCGUAAUGACACAGCUAAUUUGUAAUGUAAAUUAUUAUAAAUUAUCAACAGACCAGUUUUGUCAUUUUCACCUGAGUCAGGAAAUUAGCUCAAAAUUGAAAUAAACAUUUUGACAUGUACCAACCUGUCUUGAACCGGAAUUGCUUCUCGCAUAUUAGUAUCUUUCUUUGUGAUGUCAAUUUUGGUCAAUAAAUCUUCGAAACACGACGAACUCAUUAGGGUAAAAUUUUUAUAAUGUCCACUAAUUUCUUGAAAUUUUAAAUCCCGCAUUAAUUUGUCCCCAUUUCGUUUACAAUAUAGUUAAUUUAACUAUAAACAAUUUAACUCAUUAUAAGUUAAAAUUAUCACUGCACUACUAGCUAUAAGCAGAGCUUCAUCGUC